This is a messenger RNA of Rotaria sp. Silwood2, 2232 nucleotides long. NCBI's taxonomy places the organism in Eukaryota, Metazoa, Rotifera, Eurotatoria, Philodinida, Philodinidae. The record is from the annotation of a GenBank genome assembly.
AUGGCUGAAAAAUCCUCACGAUCAAAUACAAAUGUACAAACAUCAUCAUCAUCUAAAAUGGCUACAACUUUAAUGGCUUAUGCUCAGUUAGAAAUAGAUAAUAGUGUAACAUGUAUACCAAGGCUUUGUAAAUUUAAUAUUGUUCGUAUUGUAUUACAUCGAUCAAUUGAUAGUGGAGAUUUGAAUGCAAUUGUUCUUGCAGUAAAAAUUCAAAGUAAUAGACGAACAUUCCGUUGUUGUGAAAUUCCUCUUCAACAAGAUGGAACUUUAGAUGCACCUGUUAAUCUACAAUAUUUUAUAACUUAUCCUCAUUACUUUAAAAGAGAUAUAAAUAAUGUUCAAAUUUAUGUUCAACGAAGAAAAAAUCGACCAAUGAUUGGUUAUAAAACAUUAGCAAAAGGCGAAGUGAAUCUCGAUCAUGUCAUUCAACAUCCGCAAAGUAUGAAUCUUCAUUUAUAUUUAAAUACAAAUGAAAAAUCUAAACAACAAAUACGUUCAAUAAAUCAAGAUGAAUUAUCUACUACGAAAAUCGAAAAAUAUCUUGUUGGUUAUGUAUCAAUAGUUUCUUUAUCAAGUACAAUUCCAAAUGAAUCUGAAACUAUAGCACGUCCAGAACUUGGAUUAACAUCAAAUCGAUUAUCAAUAAAACAUCAUCAUUUUGAUAAAUCAUUUAAUGAUGAUGAUGAAUAUAUCGAAGAAGAAGAAUUAAAUUCUGAACUUGAAGAUAGUGAUCUUGAAUUUAAUAGUAAAAAUAAACAAAAAUUUAAUCCAAAUAUAAUACGAAAUAAAUUAAUUCAAAUGUUUAAACGUAAAAGUGUUCAAUCAGCAACAAAUUUAAAUAAAAAUUCUACUACAACAACAACCAAUACAACAACACAUUCAACAAAUUUAAAUAAUCAACAUGCGAGAUUUAAAUUAAAUCGUCAAUCAGAUAUUGAAGAAGAAGAAGAUCCUCCAUCAGAUAUGAGUGAUAGUACAAUACCUGUUGAUCAAUGGAGUAUUGAAUCUGUACCUAAACCAGGUUUUACACCAGUUGAACAUUUACAAAUACUCAAAAUUUGUGAAGAUGACCCAUGCUCAACAAGAAAAUCAACAAAUCCAUUUGAUAGUAAUGAUAGUCCAUUAGAUUCAGAUACAUCGGAUUUUGGUAUAGAUAUUGAUCGAACACAAUUACCUCAACAAAUCAUAUCAAUACCUGAAGAAAAAUUACUACAACGUUCAACAAAUAUACGUGAUAAUUCUAUUAAACAAUUUGAUGAACUCUAUGCGAAUGAUCGCCUUCCGGAUUCUGUUAUAUUUCUUUAUACAGGUCUUAAUCAAUCGAAUGUAAUUUUCUCAUAUUUGGCUAAAUUUCUUGGUAGUUUGGAUUCUCAAUAUGAAACACUCUUUGGUAAUAAUGAAUCUUCAAAUGAAAUAUCAGAUAUACGAGAUUUAUCACAAAAGAUUACACGAUAUUUAAAAACUUCUCAACGUACACUUUCAUUACCUGUUGGUGAAGUUAUGUUAAAUCGAAAAGGAAAAUUACCAGAAGAAGAUUCAUCACCAACAUUUUUACCAUUCUUUUGUUAUGUUUGUCUUGGAACAUUAUCAUCGAAUGAAAGUCAAUUAUCAUCUAUUGAUGAUAAUGCUCUUUUGUCUGCAUCAUUAUCUUUAUCUAUAUCAACAAAUCAACAAUCACGCGAAUUAAAAGAUUCAUCUGAUGAUGAAAAUAGUCAAACAAUAUUAUCAAGUUCUCCACAAUCUAAAAUAGCAAAUCAAUUAAUAAAAAAUUCUCAUACAGAUGAACCAUCGACAUCACCAGUUGAUGUAUCAGUUGAUUAUUGGACUAUAAUUGAUAAUCAAAAAGAAAAAAAAGAUGGAAUAAGAACAAUAAAAUCAUCAUUGAAAUCUAAUAUACGUGUAUUAACAAUUACAAGACAAUUAAUAAUGAAUUCAGAUGAUAAAAUAUCUCCUUCAUUAACAAUGACUUAUGUGACACGUGAAAAAAAACAAAAAAUUAUGAAAUUUGGAAAAAAACUCAAAGAUUUACAAAAUACAAAAAUGAUUGAACCUCAAGCUAUAACUGGUAUUAAUCGACUCGUUUGUACAUCCAAAUCACAUAAUGUUGAAUUAAAAGUUAAUGUCGAUGGACAAGAAUGGGAUAAUGUCAAGUUUUUUCAAAUAUCAUCACAAUGGCAUACACAUAUUAAAUAUUUUCCAUUAGCUUUGUUUAAUGAUAUACGCAAUGUGUAA